This is a messenger RNA of Annulohypoxylon truncatum, 1443 nucleotides long. RefSeq names its product adenine nucleotide alpha hydrolases-like protein. Gene Ontology annotation, biological process: tRNA wobble position uridine thiolation. Gene Ontology annotation, cellular component: cytosolic tRNA wobble base thiouridylase complex; mitochondrion. NCBI's taxonomy places the organism in Eukaryota, Fungi, Ascomycota, Sordariomycetes, Xylariales, Hypoxylaceae. The record is from RefSeq and is a predicted model, not a curated record. Gene Ontology annotation, molecular function: tRNA binding. The coding region runs from base 149 to 1366 and encodes 405 amino acids. The transcript has a single exon.
GAAUAAGUUUGAGAUGGAUGAGUUAACACCAACGAAACUUUAAUUUAUCGCUAUCUACUAUUUUAUAAUACUACCAUAUACCUAUCUUAUAUUCACUCCUUCACAUUUCAAGUUUACUCACCAUUAACCCCAGACACAUAAUAUAAAGAUGCCACCAGCACUCUGCGCCCUCUGCAAAACAGAGCGAGCACUAAUCAAGCGGCCCAAGAACUACCAAAAACUGUGCAAGGGUUGUUUCAUUCAAAUAUUUGAAGAUGAGGUGCAUCACACAAUGAUCUCAUCACAAUUAUUCUUUCCGGGCGAAAAAGUGGCGAUCGGGGCAUCAGGCGGCAAAGAUUCUACCGUUCUAGCCUCAGUUCUCAAAACUCUUAAUGAAAGACAUAACUACGGGGUCGACUUAGUACUCUUAAGUAUCGAUGAGGGUAUCAAGGGUUACAGAGAUGAUUCACUCGAAACAGUCAAACGCAACGCAGUCCAGUAUGACAUGCCCCUAAAAAUAGUAGGAUAUGACGAGCUCUAUGGUUGGACAAUGGAUCAAGUCGUUGAAACUAUUGGCAAGAAAGGAAAUUGCACCUAUUGUGGUGUCUUCCGGCGCCAGGCUCUUGACCGGGGUGCAAAGAUGUUAGGGAUUAAACAUGUCGUCACCGGUCAUAAUGCUGAUGAUGUCGCCGAGACUGUUCUCAUGAAUCUACUUCGAGGAGACUUGCCGCGCCUGUCAAGAAGUACAAGCAUCGUUACCGGAAGCGAUGCCAGUGAGGUCAAGAGGAGCAAGCCGCUCAAGUAUUCAUAUGAGAAAGAAAUCGUAUUAUACGCACAUCACAAGAAGCUCGACUAUUUUAGCACCGAAUGCAUUUAUAGUCCAGAGGCCUUUAGGGGGAGUGCCAGAAGUUUAAUCAAGAAUUUGGAGAGGGUCCGUCCCAGUGCUAUCUUAGAUGUUGUUCGGAGUGGCGAAGAUAUGGCGAGACUGGUUCCUGGAGCUACACCAAAUUCUUGUAAUUGUGAUGGGAAGACAACAUCCCAUCGAGCUCCAACUGAUGAAGACAACAUAGGGGGUUGUGGCUCAGCAAACGGACGAACGAAUGGCGGCGAGAUGGCAGCUAUGGAGAAACAACUCCGAGAAACUGAAGCUGCUGAGGCUGCGGGACUUGAAACAGAAAUCACAGUUGCAAAGGUCGAAAGUCAACAUCGUGAGAAGUCGAAUCAAUCAAAUGGCCAGCUCAAGACGGCAGGAACCACUGUUCCCAUUAGACUGAAACAAAAAUUAGGUACAUGCGAGAAGUGUGGCUAUAUGUCGAGCCAGAAGUUAUGCCAGGCUUGCAUGCUUCUUGAGAGCCUGAAUAAAAAUCGGCCGGAGAUCACGAUAUAGAAUUGGAAUGGACAAGGCGUUCCGGCAUUCUAGAUGUGUUACAUUGAUAUUGGGAAGAUACCCGAGUAAAAUCAUGG